AUGAACUCACGCGGUCGUGGCGUGGUGGGCUUUCGCGGUGGCCGUGGCGGUGCUUCUGGCCCCUCAGCACUGGCACGCAGCAGCAGUGGCCGUGGUGGCCGCGGCGGUCGUGAAGGUUUCACGCGCGGCCACAGCCGUGGACGCGGCGCUGCUGGCCGCCCAAACACACUCACUGCGACGUCGCUGGAUGAUAGUGACGAUGACGGCAACGACAAGAGGAACGGGGCUGCAACGGCCAAGAAGGCGUCAGACGGAACAUCCGAUAAGCGCUCUACGCCCCGUCCCCAGCACCAUGUUGUGACGACGGUGACGGAGAGCGGCACAGAGCUACCCAAGAAGCUGAACAACAAGGUGUUCAUCGACGGCCUGCCGUACGAGAGCAAGACAACGUCCGGUUCAUUAAGCCUCGAGGAGGAGUUGAUGCAGUUCGCGACCGCGUGGAAGGUAGGCAAGCCCCUGCGCCUCAUCAAGAAGGACGGGCAGGGGUUUGGAUUCCUGGUGUUCCACUCUCCACACAGCGUCGAUGUGGCGGUGCGUGUGCUAAAUGGCCGAAAGUUUCUUGGCCGCACGCUGCGCGUGGAGGUGCCGAAGCUGAAAGACAUGGAGCCAACUGUCGACAGCGAGCGCGACGCGGGCAAGAGCAGCUAUGCCCGCCAGGUGCUCCUCUCCGACCUCGCGAAGGUCGCGCAGCCGGAGAUUAUUCGUGAGAUUCUGCGUGACGUGGCGCCGCAGUUAGAGAAGCGCCUCGAGUCUAUCAAGAUGACAUCGAAGAACCGCAAGGCGUUCCUUACAUUCCUCGCGGAGAGCGAUGUGGAGCCCGCGGUGAAGUUCCUUGACGGCUUCGCCAUGUUGGGCCGCCGCACCACCGCCACCCGCGCUGCCGCGCCGGGAUCGUUGCCGUACUCGAAGGUGCCGCACCGCAACACAGCGACAGGCAAGGACGAUAGUGACGGGAUCAGCAACAACAACAACAACAACGGCGAUGAUGAUAAUGAUGAUGACGGUGCUCCAGUGUUGCCGUUAGGGGUGGAGCCACUGGCGUCCACACGGCAGGUGGGGAAGCGCACGGAGGUGGUGAAGGCGUCCAAACAGGGGAAGCUGAGUAACGUGACGGGUGUGACGGAGAAGUACAACCUGCUUGACAAGGGGCCGGCAGAGGUGUUCGUCGGCAAUCUUGGGGAGGAGAUCACACAGGAGCAGCUUUGCAACCACUUCUCUGUAAGCGGGAAGAUCAAGAGUUGCGAGAUCCUCACUAACAAGGACACGUGCCUCCCCACUGGAAUCGCACGCAUCGUCUUUGCGCUGCCAGCCUACGCGGCCCACGCGCAGCAGCACCUGCACGGCUCACGCCUGCAAGGCCACAUCCUCCGCGUUGACCGCGGCGAGGAGGCGAGCGCGCCGCUGGCGUCAGAGUUGGCGCCGCCUGAUGAUGAGGAGGAGAUUGACGAGGAUGGUUACAUGGAGCAAUACGGUGUGACCGACAAGGCAGCAUACUUCAAGGGGACCUCAUUGGAAGAGAAGCGUAAGCGCAGCGCUGGCGGCAACAGCAGCACCAGCGUCAGCAGCAAGCGCACGAGAGAGGACGGAGCUGACAGCAAGAAGGCGAAAACGAAGACACGAACGGAGGAGUUUAAGGUGUCUGGCUCUAUACCAGUGUAUGACGACGAUGAUGACGAUGAUGAGGAGCGUUUCCUUGACGUGGAUGAUGUGGGUGUACCGACAACAUCGGCUUCAGGCGGGCGGCGCAGCGCAAAGAAGCGUCCAGUGGCCGCCAAGCCACAAAAGAAAGCAAAAAAGUCGUCGAAGUGA
Molecule: messenger RNA, 1809 nt
Organism: Trypanosoma grayi
Lineage: Eukaryota; Euglenozoa; Kinetoplastea; Trypanosomatida; Trypanosomatidae
Product: putative nuclear cap binding protein
Exons: 1
Coding region: 1-1809 (602 amino acids)
Cellular component (GO): cytosol
Molecular function (GO): mRNA binding
Source: RefSeq, a predicted model, not a curated record